UAGAAGUGCCUUGCUAUUGUAUUUCCCUAUAAAUACAUUAUUAUCAAUUAUUUAAAAUGAAAUUACUCUCGGUUGGAGAGGUCGUGUUUUAGAAUAUUUUCCUUGUUUUAAUUCAUUAUGUGGAGAGAACAAUGCAUUUUGUUGUUCACUUAUUUUGGUGCAAUAUGGGCUCAAUUAAGUCCUGCGUGUGCACUUAAAAAUGGCGACUUAGGUGUGUGCAUCUCUUACGAGCGGUGCGAUGCUGCCACGAACACAAUCAUCGGAGAUCAGUCGAACAUCAUCAAGCCAGGAUAUGAGCAAAAUCUGAUCCAGUGUCCUCAGCCUCAAGUAUGCUGUUCGUUCACAAACAACUGGACAACAACAACAACAACAACAACAACAACAACAACGGGAACUGACAGCGUCGAGAAAUGUGGCGUCCAAAAACGCGCGAAAGUUUCGAACUUCCAUAAAACUAUGACUGACGAAGCAGAACCCGGCGAGUUUCCCUGGGCUGUCAACUUGAUGAUCGUAAACAAUAUUUUAGCGACUGCAGCUAAAUACAAGUAUGUAGGAACUGGAUCACUCAUCCACGAGCGGGUGGUUUUGACAGCAGCUCAUGUAUUAUUUGGCAAGAAUCCGGAUAAUUUAAUCGCUGUCAUCGGGGAACAUGACCAGAAGAAGAAGGUGAUGGAGAAAAGAUCGAAGACGGUCCAAUAUUGCACCAUACACGAACAAUAUGACGGAACUAACGGCGACUACAACUUCGGACUGAUCUUCCUAACAGAAUCGGCACUUAAAGACAAUCUUCCCAGCGCUGGGACUGUGUGCCUUCCCCCAGCAGACUACGCGCCCCCUGCUGGGACUCGCUGCGUGUUCGCCGGGUGGGGGGUUGAUUAUCAUUUGGAAAAUCAGAACCAGCUGGUAAAGGUUGAUGUGCCGAUGAUGGGUCAUGCUGAGUGCGAGCGAAGAUUCCAGCAAGCCCCUACGCUGGGACCAGGGUUCCGAUUCCUCCCCUCCCUCACCUGUGCAGGGGGGGAGGGGACCCGCAACCUCUGCGGGGGAGCGGGGGGUUCACCCCUAGUGUGCCCCAUGGAGGGUCAGCCAGGCCGUUUCUUCCAGAUUGGUAUCGUGACCUGGACAACUGAUUGCGGCAAAGACGGCGCCCCAAUGGCCUUCGCAAACGUGGCUGCAGUCAGGCCCUGGCUUGAUGAACAGCUGGACAACUUUGUGAAAGAAUUAAGCAUAGGAAUGAAUUAGAUAUACUGAAAAAACUAUCACAAUACUGAUUUUUCCAAAUGCGUCGACAUCUUUGGGAGUUGUAAAGAUUUUGAAGAUUUUUUGUCUUUAUUAUAACAAAAUCUCGAGUUAUAAGGAAUCAUUAAUUGGAAACCUGUUUAUUUAGUUUUAAGCUUAAUUCAUUACUAUAUUCAUAGCUACUAUUCUCUCUCUUCCACAUAAUAAUGUUGCCAAUGUGUCAAAUACACGAGCUGAUUGUAAAUGAU
This is a messenger RNA of Ostrinia nubilalis (European corn borer), 1484 nucleotides long. RefSeq names its product phenoloxidase-activating factor 2-like. Bases 118 to 1239 code for a protein of 373 amino acids. Gene Ontology annotation, biological process: proteolysis. The record is from RefSeq and is a predicted model, not a curated record. Gene Ontology annotation, molecular function: serine-type endopeptidase activity. The transcript has 8 exons. NCBI's taxonomy places the organism in Eukaryota, Metazoa, Arthropoda, Insecta, Lepidoptera, Crambidae.